UGAGGUUUUGGUAAGUUGUGGUUCAGACUUUUCUGGUCCAAGUAAAGUGACAAGGAAUAGUUUUUUUUUUUUUUUUUGGUAAGAUUUGAAGGAUCCUUUUGUUGUUUUUUGAAGAAGAAAGGGGAAGAGAUCCAAUUCAAAUCUCUCUCUCUCCCGUGAGAAAGGCGCAGAUUUUUCCAGAUCUCAUCGUUUCCGAAUCUGUAUCCAAAACUCACAAGAGAGAAGGAGAAGGAAUCAUUUGGAGGGGUGUGAAUAUGAUUACGAUCCCAUACCUCACGGCCGUAUCCACAUACUUCAGCUACGGCUUGCUCUUCGCCUUUGGGCAGCUUCGCGAUUACUCCCGCCUUAUCUUCGAUUGGUGCUCCACCAACAAUCUCCAGGGAUACGCCCCCAUCUGCUUGGCUCACGAGGAUUUCUACAUCAGACGAUUGUAUCACCGUAUUCAGGAUUGUUUUAAUCGUCCCAUAUCAAGUGCUCCUGAUUCUUGGGUUGAUGUUAUCGAGAGGUACUCUAAUGACAACAACAAGACCCUCAAGCGAACAACAAAGAGCACAAGGUGCCUCAAUUUGGGGUCUUACAAUUAUCUUGGAUUUGGUUCUUUCGAUGAGUAUUGCACGCCCCGUGUUAUUGAGUCCUUGAAGAAGUUUUCAGCAAGUACAUGCAGCUCUCGCGUUGAUGCAGGGACUACAUCUGUGCAUGCAGAACUUGAAGAAUGUGUUGCCAACUAUGUGGGCAAACCUGCUGCUAUUGUCACUGGCAUGGGCUUCGCAACAAACUCGGCUAUCAUUCCUGUCUUGAUUGGAAAGGGAGGGUUGAUAAUAAGCGAUUCUUUGAACCAUACUUCCAUUGUAAACGGUGCUCGAGGUUCAGGAGCCACUAUCCGCGUUUUCCAACACAACACACCUGCUCAUUUGGAAAGAGUAUUGAAAGAACAAAUCGCUGAGGGACAACCUAGGACACACAGACCCUGGAAGAAAAUUAUUGUUGUUGUUGAGGGUAUUUACAGCAUGGAAGGGGAGAUUUGUCAACUUCCCGAGAUUGUCUCAGUUUGCAAGAAGUAUAAGGCUUAUGUUUACUUGGAUGAAGCUCACAGUAUUGGAGCAAUUGGAAAAACAGGCAGGGGUGUUUGCGAACUUCUCGGAGUUGACACAGCUGAUGUGGACAUAAUGAUGGGGACUUUUACCAAAUCUUUCGGAUCUUGUGGUGGCUAUAUUGCCGGAUCCAAGGACCUCAUCCAAUAUUUGAAGUACCAUUGCCCGGCUCACCUUUACGCAACAUCAAUCUCAACUCCUUCAGCGCAACAAAUCAUAUCAGCCAUAAAAGUUAUCCUUGGAGAGGACGGUUCAAACAGAGGUGCGCAAAAGUUAGCAAGGAUAAGGGAGAACAGCAACUUUUUCAGGGCUGAGUUGCAGAAGAUGGGAUUUGAGGUCCUUGGAGACAAUGAUUCCCCAGUCAUGCCAAUAAUGCUUUACAAUCCAGCAAAAAUCCCAGCCUUCUCAAGGGAAUGCUUGCGAGAAAACGUCGCAGUUGUGGUUGUUGGUUUCCCAGCUACACCUCUAUUGCUAGCCAGGGCUCGCAUUUGCAUAUCCGCAUCUCACUCAAGAGAAGAUCUUAUCAAAGCUCUAAAGGUUAUAAGCAAAGCAGGUGACCUUACCGGAAUCAAAUAUUUUCCGGCAGCACCAAAGAAGCAAGAAGAAGAGAAAGAUAGAAUCAAAUUGGAUUAAGACCGUAAUGCUAAGCAGUUUCCUUACCAAAAGAGGGUUUGAUCAGUACUAAUUAGCAUUAGUUUACUGUUUUUUCUUGCGGUUCUGUCUUUUGAUGUGGCCCCUCUACUUGUCUUGAAACUUUGUGAUCGUUCUUCUUCUUUUUUUCAUUUGUUUCUUUGGUUUCGUCCGAGUUAAUUGUAUAGCUUCCUUUAAGAAUGGUGCUCCAAAAUUACAGAUGCUAUUUGAUGACUUUUUAUGCUUC
Messenger RNA from Brassica napus (rape), 1968 nucleotides. Its product is annotated as long chain base biosynthesis protein 2b. Bases 255 to 1724 code for a protein of 489 amino acids. Lineage: Eukaryota; Viridiplantae; Streptophyta; Magnoliopsida; Brassicales; Brassicaceae. The record is from RefSeq and is a predicted model, not a curated record. The transcript is spliced from 11 exons. Gene Ontology annotation, biological process: sphingosine biosynthetic process; ceramide biosynthetic process. Gene Ontology annotation, cellular component: serine palmitoyltransferase complex. Gene Ontology annotation, molecular function: serine C-palmitoyltransferase activity; pyridoxal phosphate binding.